Messenger RNA from Eurytemora carolleeae, 502 nucleotides. RefSeq lists its product as uncharacterized. The record is from RefSeq and is a predicted model, not a curated record. Lineage: Eukaryota; Metazoa; Arthropoda; Copepoda; Calanoida; Temoridae. Bases 14 to 502 code for a protein of 162 amino acids. The transcript is spliced from 7 exons.
CAAAUUCAGAAAAAUGAAAAUGAUAAAAUUUUUCGAGAUUUUGGUUUUCAUUUCAAUCUCCACAGGGCGAACAUUCAGAGGAGGAGAACUCUCUAGCUCUGAAAUGUCUGAGUUGAAGUUGAUGAUGGCAGAUAUAGCUGAUGACGGAGAUAUGUCUGAUAUGAAGAUACCUCUACCUCCACAAACAAUUAUGAAAAGACGUGAAGAGUCGCAGAGAUGCAUUUUAGGAACUAAGGAAUACUGCCCGGGAGAAAUUCUAUUCAGGAUUGGACAGAACAGAGUGAAAGCUAAGAUUUGUCACCCUAACUCCAAGUUUAAGACUGUCAAGAUUCCAGCUGAUUAUCAAGAACUAGAGAGGUGCCAGCACAGAGGAAUGGAGUACUGUGAUGGUGAGAUGCUUCGCGGAUUUACAGGCUGGGGAUUUGUACAGCAGUGUACUAAUGGUCGUCUUCAACUAGAAGCAAGGUCAAAUAGACAGGUUACGGGUGCAGGAAUUGACUAG